Molecule: messenger RNA, 1308 nt
Organism: Aspergillus homomorphus CBS 101889
Lineage: Eukaryota; Fungi; Ascomycota; Eurotiomycetes; Eurotiales; Aspergillaceae
Product: FAD dependent oxidoreductase
Exons: 2
Coding region: 1-1308 (435 amino acids)
Molecular function (GO): L-pipecolate oxidase activity; proline dehydrogenase activity; sarcosine oxidase activity
Source: RefSeq, a predicted model, not a curated record
AUGGACCCCAACCACAAAGACCAGCGCAUCGUCAUUAUCGGCGCCGGGGUGUUUGGCCUCGCCGCCGCCCGUCAACUGGCGUCGGAGGGCUAUGGCAACAUUCUGGUGCUGGACCGCGACAUGCCGCCGGUGUCGGAUGGCUCCAGUUCCGAUAUCUCUCGCAUGAUCCGCUUCGACUAUGCUGAUGAUGACUAUCUCAGCAUCGCCCACCAGGCCUAUCAAGAGUGGUCCAAGCCCAAGUAUCAGGGGUUCUUCUAUCCUGCUCCCUUCAUUCUGACCGGCAAUACCAGCCCCCACGGCCAGGCUUGGAUUGCCAGCACCACCGCAGCCCUGACCCGCCGACAGCUGCCCUACACGAGACUGGAGGAUGUCGCUGCUGCAAAGCAGUUGCACCCCGUCUUGAGUGGCACCCUGGCAGCUCCGCCGUUUAAUGGUUAUCUCAACACCCAGGCUGGCUGGGCAGAUGCCAACAAGGCCAUCAGCCAGAUCCGAGACGAUUGUCUGGAACUGGGUGUCUCGUUUCUGUCGGGCCGCAGAGGAACUGUGGUUGGCUUCGAGACCAAUUCAUCAAACAAGAUCAAGGCGGUGCGAACUUUGAUCGGUCCUCCGAUCGAAGGCGAUUGCUUUCUGCUGACUGCCGGGGCCUGGGGGUCUAGCCUGGUCCCGAUGUAUAAUUCCACCCUGACCACCGCGCAAGUGGUGGCGUAUUUGCGCCUCACCCCAGAGGAAAUGGUCCGGUACAAAGACCUUCCGAUGUAUGCCAACUUCUCCACCGGGUGGUUCAACUUCCCCCCUCACGAGGAGACUGGAAUUCUUAAAUUUGCCAUUCACGGCUGGGGCUACACACGCACCCCGGGCAGCGAAGAGGUCCUUGCAAACCGGUCGAAUCUUUCUGCUCCCCCUUUGAUCCCGCCCCGGGAGCGUCGCAACUUUGUGCCCGCAGACGGGGAAGCGAGGUUACGAGCUGGGUUGCGCGAGAUUCUCCCAGAACUAGCCGAUCGUCCCUUUGAGAAGCUGGCAUUGUGUUGGUACACAGACACUCCGACCGGAGAUUUCAUCAUGGAUUACCAUCCAGACUACAAAAAUCUGUUCUUUGGGGGGGCUGGAAGUGGGCAUGGGUUCAAAUUCCUUCCUGUUUUAGGUGAUUAUAUGUCGCUUGCCUUGAAGAAGAGCCUCCCGGACAACUUGGCCACAAAAUGGCGAUUUAGGACUGAUUAUGCGACUCGCGACGAUGUUUUUCUGGGAGACGGAAGUCGUGGGGGGCCUGUUCGUCGAGAAUUAAACCCUCAGGAGAGGGCAAAGUUGUAG